AUGAGGAAACAAUAUAGGUGGCAAACAAUCUCCGUCAUUCUACUUCUAGUACUACUGUUGUCAUUAAUUGCUACAGCGAAGGGUAUGCAAGAUUCCUUUUUGUUUUCGUAGCGGAUAUUUCACUCAAAUUAACGCUUGUAAUGAAUUGUAAUAACUCCCGUGAUAUUCUCGAAUCUGCAGCUUUAUCAAACAGUACAAAGAACUUACAGGGUCCCAUCGAAUCCUGUGCGCAGAGCCCGAUUCGCCAAAACGUAACUCUUCGUGGUGGAAUUAACGCAGGAAGUUUUAAGAAAUUGGCUCAGUUUGUUGCAAUGCAACUUUGUAUUCGCUUGUGCUGCGAGGAAAAGGGUUGCGACGUCGCGCUCAUGUCCGGCAAAAACUGCUACGGGGUACAAUGCUUCAGUGAAGAAUUGUGUACUGCUGUACUAGCGAAGAAAGCGCCAUCUUCGUUGAUGAUUUCUCAUGUCACAAUAAAAGGAGAGGAAGGUAGGUGCAAGAUACAGAGACAUUUUUUUUUUUCAAUCGCGAGUAAAGUAUUCAAUGAAAUGAUGCAGAAAUACAUCGCUUUGAAACAAGUCGUCGCACAAGACGCUACAAGUUACUAAAAAUUGGAAACCCACUGCCUUGGUUUGGUACCAUGAAUCUCAUAAACAAAAGAGCGUAUUUUUUAAAGACGAUGCGUCCUUUGGCUCACGCGACUCAGCGUUGAAUGACGGGCGAUGCCUUGUAAAAUACGUUUGAAAUUUUGAUGAAUUUUUGACCAAUUGAUCAGCCCCGCGUCAAUACUACGUGAUCACCAGGGAUUUUGUAAUUCUGAGUUUUGAUUCGUAUCCCGCGGGCGAAGGCGUCUCUCACCAUUAGGCUUGGAGCACUAAUCGAAAUCCGUAAGUUUAAUGGAGCAGCAAAAGUAGCAUGCCUUCCCUUUUAGAUAGCGGCGUUUAUUCUUGUUUGCUCUUCAGAGUUGUCCGUCCUUAUAUUGACCCUUCUACUCGUUCUCGAGCACGCUAAGCACUUUUAUACCUUGUUAGACCUUACAAUUUAAUUUAACUUUAGCUUUGAGAAAGUUUGCCCAAUUUCGUUAGCUUAAUAGUUUUAUUGCUUUCAUGUCAAAUUUUGAUCUGAAAAAUUAGUUCACGGCGAACUGCAAAUUUAAACAUAAUCGUUGAAAUAAUUGUCUAUACAGACGGAGAUUCUCGAAAUUUAAGAUCAUAGUUUUUCCAGUUCAAGGUUUUUUUUUUUUUUUUUUAAAUCAAAGUUCGCCUUUUAUCUCAUUCUUAGCGGUUGAUGAAGUUGAACGAAAAAGUCUGAAUGUCGGAGUGAAAAAGGAAUUUUUCUCCAUGGCUGAAAUCAUUACCUUGUUGUCUUAGCUGAGCCCCAGGUGUCCAUGUGUAUCUCAUUUGUAGGUAACAGUCGUAGAAUUCACCCUGUUCCGCAGAAUCUGAAGUGUGCAGAAAGCAAAGCAGAGGACGGCGUGACCUUAAAAGGUGGAAUUUCUGCUGGAAACUUCACGGAUGUAGGAACUGUGGAAAGCGUGGAUUCCUGUACGCGACUUUGUUGUGUUUCAGAAAAGUGCGACCUAGCUCUAAUCAUAAAAGGGCAUUGUUUCUUAGUAUCUUGUUUUACUAAAGAACUAUGUAAGACAGUGAAAUCUGAGACUAAGAAUUAUCAGCCUACUGUGGCAUUUGUGCGAAAAUGGGUCACAAAUGUCACCGAGGACACAGGUAUGUAGGUUUGCUUAGAUCUUUAGUUACAGCACAUGAUUACAAGUCGCGUAAAGAGAACUAGCAAAAUAAUGAACGAAAAGUGAAAUUGCUGAAAGGAGCCUGCAAGUGUCAUAGCUAUCGAUUCCAGAUCACGUGCUUGUCGCGACAAUUUUGUGCCCAGCUAUGUUUCAUAUUUCUGCAGACACUGAGUUGUUAAGGCCGUGCGACUGAUUUAUCGUAUGUCAUUAUUUUGAGUAAAUCAGCUUUCUGAAUCCAAAUCUUCUUUCUGAUUAAACAAAUUACUAUAAAGAUUUCAACUUUUAAUGUAAGGCCUAAGUAGGAAAAUGAUAGAUCAUAUCUUUUGGAUCUUGAAUGAGGACUAAAUUAUCAAUUAUCAUCAAGUAAUUCACAAUAUGCGUCAAUUUUUUCCUAUCUUUGGCCUAAUCUUUUUACAACACAUUCUUCUUUACAGCUAUAACUUUGAGCAACCUUCCAGCUACAAACUCAAAACUUAUGUGCAAAAACAGUGAUAUAAAAUACAACUCGACACUAAAAGGUGGAAUAAAGGCUGGUAACUUCACAGAUUUGGGUAAAAUAUCCGAGAUAUCGACAUGCAUUCGUAUGUGUUGCGGUAGGAAGGAUUGCGACGUGGCACUGAUGUUAGAGGCGAACUGUUACGCGGUAAAUUGUUACAACGAGGAUCUCUGUCAGCCUGUACUUGCGCGCAAGUCUGGUUUACUGACCAACCUGAGUCCGAGGUUAUCAUACAUAACAAGUCGAGAUGAGGAAGGUAUGUCAUACAUUGUGAAAAUUUCAAUUUAUAAAAAGAUGUUUUUACAUCAUAUCACAUGCGUGAGACAAAGUUCUGAAUCCCAUGAGGAAUCAAAGUGAAUUCAGAUCAUUUUGAAAAAAUUAGUUGAAAAUAACUUCAUUAUUUUCACGUCACAAUGUGCAGUCAAAAUAAUCGGAUAACUUACAACUAUACAGAAGUUGUUCAAAACCAGUGUUUCCCACUUUCUUUUGUACAGCUCUCCCACAAGAAAUAGCCAUUGGUAACGGCAUGUAUUGCAGACCUAGCGUUGUAUCAUAUGACGUUACACUCCGCGGUGGACUUUCCGCGGGAAAAUUCACUCCAAUUGGUCACGUGGACAGUAUGGAAGCAUGUGUUCAUUUGUGUUGUAAGAGAAAUACUUGUGAUAUCGCCCUGAUGUUAAGGGACUCUUGUUAUGCUAUCACGUGUGCCAGCGAAGAACUCUGCGAAGAGGUGCCAGCUCCUUCUUCUGAUUUUUACCCCAGACUUUCCUACGUUAGAAGAGAUAUUGGGAGUCAGAACAAGAAAGGUGAGAAAAAUCGAUGUAAAACUAGAAUACAAUGAACUUCAACUGGGUACAACAAUUAAAACUGAUGUAAGGGUAAUACUUACUAAUUGGCUUCUUGUAUGUCAGGGAACAUUUUCUUUUAUUUCAGGGGACAUUUAUCUGCGAUAGCCAUGGUAAACACGAGGCAAAAACGGCAACAAAAACACUAAAAACUAUUUGAAGCAUUUAGUUGUCACUGGUCGUCAUUCAAGGAUGUUCCAAAAUGUCAAUAAGCUCUUAUAAAUGUACCGUUCUUUCGCUCCAAAACACUAUUUAUUAUUUACAGCUGUGUUUAGUUCGUAAAUAGCAGGUAGUUCAUCGAGGCCUAUGGAACUGUAAGCAUUUAUAUGAUUUGCUUCACAAUAAAAUGGCGAAAGUGGGUUGUGCCUAACUAUGAUUUCAUUUCCUCCCAGAACAUACUCAGACCAAGACUGAGACAAUACAUCAAGCUAAUAACACCCAAGAUCGAGAGGACCUAGAUACUAAGGAAGAGGGCUACUGCACAAACAGUGAGGAGAUGACAAACGUCACUCUGCGAGGCGGGAUUUCUACUGGACAUUUUCGGGAUCGGGGAAAGGUCCCAAACAUGAGAGCUUGUGUUGAAAUAUGCUGCAUCUCAAAAAGCUGCGAUGUCGCAUUUAUGUUGAAAAACAACUGCUUUUCAGUCAUGUGUUUUAACGAGAAACUGUGCGAGGCUGUGCGGGCGCGGUCAUCGAUUUACGCCCCCAGAAUUGUUUAUAUUUACGCCAGGACAAAGAGCAAUUUACUUGCUCCACAAAGCGUCAGAAAACGUCGAAGUGAGCAUUUAAAUAAAAAUACUUUUCGUGAGCAGUUAUCCGACGUGCCUAUAUCGGAUACAAGGCGUAAACUUGACCGAGACAGAUACAAGCGCCAAAUGCACAGAAAGGUAGACAGUAGAAAUACGUAAUGUUAUAUGUACCAUCGGUUUGAUUGGCUCCGAGUACCAUAAUAAGAGUUUGUAUUUUAGCUUUCAUCUGAAAGAGACGUACUGUCCUGUUCCAGGCGUUCAGUCUGUGAAACUGAGGAAAGUUGUAACCGGCACGAUAGUCGCGAUGGAGUGGAAGGAGCGUGAGGCUUGGAUCGCGUAAAGGAAGGAGGCUACUCCACCCAAACCUACCUCCCUCCCUUACAUAACCCGACCCAAGCCUUUAGCUUUGUUCGUUCCGGCGCUCCUAUCGGGCCGUUUACUAUUUUGCUCCAUUUCACCGACUUAACGCCUGUAAUAGGCUAGAGACGUACACACACCAAAGGUUUGCUGUGAAAUCAGAAAACUGCGAACACUUUUAUUUGAUUAGUCAAUUUUGUACUGACCAACUACAAAAAUGUUUAGAAAAUGCAAGCUGACCUUAGAAACACCGGCAAACACUUUUUGACGUUUGCGAUUUAGUUCUCUGACGCCUAAUUGGCUUUUCCUUUGAAACAAACAAAAAUGUUGUAGAAAUUUCUGGUUUUCUGGGUCCUACAAGAAAACGCCAAAGCUACCUAUUCGCCUCAAGCAGGCAAAACUUAACAACAGUGGCGGAAUAGGGUGAAAUUGAAUUGUUACGAAUAAUAUUUCUAUAGUGGCAAACAAAGGAGGACAAACGCUUAAGCUAUGAAUUGUCACCGCAGACAUAACUUUGACAAGAGUAUAGCAUUUCUCAAUGCUGCACUAAGGCUUGAUAUUAACAAACUUGCCAGGUGUUGGCCACUAAUCAAUCAAGGCAACCUUCGAUAAUAAGAUUCGUCAAUAUCACUCUCCAAGAUCAGCCAAUUGCUGUACUAUUAGACUUACCUUUGUCAUUUCCAAUAUCAUUAUAGUUAUCAUUAUCAUCAUUACAAUCAUAAUUAUUAUCAUUAUCACUGUGAAUAUUAUUAUAAUCGUUAUCAUUAUAAUUAUGAUAAAGCAAUAGAUUUUACGUGCGAGAGAAUGACUCAGACUAAUUUAGAGUCAUGUAGCCGUCAGGCGAAAAUUAAGAUGACCUCUGAAUAGCGCCUAAAACAUAUUAUACCCAAGAAUAGACUAUAUUUUUAAAUGAUCCGGUCCACUUAAAGUUUUUGAGUAAAUAGCUGUAAAAAAUCCAGACCUAUGCUUCAGUGCCAUGUGAAAAAUACCUCUACUGAUAUAGCGAUUUCAAGCGUGUAAAUUACGUUAUCGCUAGACGAUAGUUUUAUGUAGAAAAUCAACCUGUUUCAAUCAGUCAAACUUCAUGACUGAUAUAACAAGAAGGUUCUUUCCUUUCUUUUUUGUUAUUUACUUUUUUACAUACAAGUAAACUUACUGCUUUACAAACGAUUCUGAUUUUAAAAACAUGUAGGGGUCUCACUGCUAUAGUGAAGAAAAAGUAAUCAAUUCAAUAGAUUUCCGAAUUUACCAAGCAAUCUUAGAAUAAUUGGAGUCGAGGCACAGUAAAGUACUACGACGUGUACCGACGACGACGUUUACUGCAAAAACCGCGGGUUCAAUCAAUUCGAAAUGUCUGUUAAGAACAGACCGAUUGAUUGAUUGAUUGACUAACAUUUUGCCUAUUAUACACAUUUCCACAUUUACUGUUUUUCCUUCCACAAACCUAUGGUGGUAGCGGGACAUAUGCAAGAAUAAAAAAAUUUACUGCAUUUAACCCUUUUUUUCCAUGGCCAGUUUAACUCUUUGGUAUAAUUUUUCUAAUAUAAGUUUGUACAGAUACGAGGGGUUUUUUUAAUGUUUAAAUGAAAGAAAUAAAUAAAAAUGUCUUGGGAAUUAUGUGCUCUGUGUUACAUAAAUAUGCAUACGAAAUUCUUUAAAGAAGCGCCGUUAGUGUUUUUUUGUUCUCAUGUAUCGCUUGUAAUUUUAUCUCUUUUCCUUUUUUCUCUUCUCUUUCCAUACACUUCAAUAUUGAGGAUGUUAAUCCUGUUUGAAAGCAACCAGUCAGUUAUUUCCAUUUGCUCUCUCAGAAAUGAUAAACCUACUUGAAGACACUGCUUACCAUUGAAGUAAGCACCGAAUCCUGAGAGUUAGAAAAAACUCUUUUGGAAAGCAUGAACUGUUCGAGUUUUGAAAAAACUGAAUUCUUACGUACAUUCAUUACAUACAUCGUCAUUUCAUCACGUGUACAAUUUGUUCGCAAACCUUGCAAGUUUUAAACUUCGCUCGGUCGUCGAAGGUUGGGAAUUAAUAAAUUAAUGAUAGGUACUCUGUACCUUUAUCAUCUCGUUUUAAGUUGAAUCUCAACAUGAUGUAUAAAUGGCCUUUAAGUUUCAUGACUAAAAUCGUUUUCUUCCUCUUUUGUUAUACGUUCACGGUGUUGUUUAGACAAAGUAGCUUGGUCGGUUAGAAAACGCGCGAGGCCGAUUUAAACAACGCCUAUAGAUGAGAAGACUACAGUAUAUUGGAUGAACGCUAACUUAAGCAAUAGGGCUUUAUCAGACACAUCGAAACAGCUUUUCGAUUGUUACACAGUCAUCCUAUCCUGAUCAUCAUACAGCAUUUCUAAUCGAUAGAAAGACUCCUGUCUUAUUCGCCUUAUACAACGCCCACCUGUAUCACCUGCCAUCAGCUUUGUCUCGCACUGCAGGUUAUUCACAGCAACACGCCCUGCGCAUUCAAAAGGCUUUGUUUGCCAUGGUAACAAAAACAGGGAAUGGUUCGUGAUAGAGUCACCGGUCUGAUGAACUUUAUGUUUAUUACAAAAGGAAAAUUCAAGGUGGAUAUGGGCUUUUGUUGCAUACAAAAUGAGCUGAAACACGUGGAAUAAGAAAUUUUUCGCAACGCCUCGCCCAGUACGUUUCGCAUCAGAGCAAAGAUCUAUCACUAGGAAAAAUCUAUAUAUCUCUGAAAUUCCGAUUAAUGUUUGUCUGUCAAAGUUAUGGGCUUUGGAAAACUGCCGCUGCCUAUAUCGCUUGUUUUGCUUUUCAAGUUUUCUUAUGCUUCAACUGGUAAGUUCAUGUUCAAAUUCGCUAAACAAAAUUCAGCUCGACAAUAAUAUUGCUCCAAAAUUUCGCUUGUUUUCUUCACGUUAAAUUACCUCUAAUUCCCUAUCUAUAGGGUAGACAGACCGUGGACCUUAUUUGAUGUAAUUAGUUAAUGAAUAAGAAAGAAAAAUAUGCAGAGAUCGCUAUAAAUACAACUUUGUGCAAUAUGGAAAGGACUUUACUCUAGACACUAACCCAGCCAAGAGUUUCGUUGCACAUUUUAAAUAGAAAAGAGAAAAGUAAUAUUUCGCGAUAUAUUCCCCCUCGGGGAAAUGUUUUCACCAGUCAAGCUAAGUAGAAGGAAUAUUAACAUAGUUAUGUAUCUCUCUCAAUCGUAUUUAUAAUUACUAAUUGAAAUGUCUAGAUUUGUUGUUAUCACGAAUAAUUGGAAACUUCUCAAAUGUCGUUUUGUGCCCUUGACUUAGGAAAACUAAACUUUGGCUGUAUAAGUAGGCAAAAUUAUUUGCGACAUCUUACAUGUAUUGAAAACUUUUCAGUCCUUGCGACCCGCGCAAUGUGGAGGAAACUUGAUAAACUAGAAUUAAAUUUUGGCCAAGCAGUAAAUUAGAGUUUUCAUUACUUUUUAUCGACUGUAAAAAAAAUUAUUAUCAUUGUUAUUAAUAAAAUUAUCAUCAUAACUAUCAUUAAUAUUAUGAUUAUCAUUUUCUAUUAAUUUUAGAGGAAAGCCUUGUAUCAGAAAUAACCAAUGUCAAACCUCUGAAAUGCCCGCACGGGCCGAUACUUUCUAAUGUCACUCUUCGACAUGAGCUGCGUGCCGGGAAAUUCUCGCGACUUGGCAAAGCUGAAGACAUGGAGACCUGUAUCCAGAUGUGCUGUGACAAGGAUGACUGUGAGAUGGCUUUUAUGCCUGGAAAUCACUGCUAUGGUGUUGACUGUUUUAGUAAGAAACACUGUGAGAUUACUACUGUAAAGCCUAGCAAUGUUACAGUCAAGAUUGCAGCCGUGCGACCGAUUGCUGUAAACCCGGCAAAGGAUCAAAUUGCAGGUUAGUGCCGUAGAUUUUUUGUUUCAAAUAUGCUGUGUGCAGAUUUAUUUUAUUUCAAAUGUAACAAAAAGUAGAUGUUUAAGAAGCUCCGUAUUUCCUGGAUCUUAUACUUAAAUAUUAGCACCUACGAGAUCAACUUUGACUGAGUUUCAAAAUGAGCAGUAGCUUUAGGAUUCUUUUGCAUUUGGUUACGACUUCGCAACUAUGCUGUAAUAUUUGCAUAUAUAUAUUGCUCAGUUCCAAAGCAAGUUGGACAUUUUUUACUUCUGCGUUAAUUAAAUCUCUGCUGAAACGAAGCUGAAUCGAUUCUGUUUCGUACAACGCUUGACGCAACGAAUUAGAAAGCGUCAAGAAGCAUUCCCUGCGUUCGUUUACCUUCCCUUCCGCUAAAAAAACAUACAUUUAAAGAAAACUUAAUUUAAGGAGUUUCUGUAACGUUUCCUUUUGUAAAAUAGCAUUCCUUUCAAACCAAAUAGCUUCAAUAUCAACCAAUUUAUGCCUCAGAACAAGGGGGGGGGGGGUGGGGGGGAAGUGACAUGAAAGUGAAACCACUUUCUCAUUUUGAUUGCGGGCCCACAUUUCAGUUUCAGUGGAAGAUCCGUCGACUCAGGAGGAACUUCAUUGUACCCAGAGUCCAAUUUUAAAGAAUGUGACUCUAAGAGGUGGAAUAAAAGCCGGAAAUUUCAGCGACCUUGGUGACGAGAAGAACAUGCACAUGUGCAUUGCACUCUGCUGCGAGCGUAAGACUUGCGACCUGGCCUUCAUGAUAGGAGGAACAUGUAUAGCAGUAGACUGUUUCAGUGAGGAGCUCUGUCAGGCAGUCAAGGCGAGGCCCACGAAAUAUGACCCGCAAAUAGCCUUCAUCAGGCGUAGAGAGCUUCAGAGGCCAGCGAGAAAAGGUAACAUUGAUUACUCUACAUUUUAAUUACAUUUACAAAAGAGUACUUUUCGGCAUUUAGCAGUAUUCAAAAAGUUAUCAGAUACAGGUAUAAAGAGAAGAAAGUUGGAUUCGAGUGUCAGUAAAAAAUAUCUAGGAGUUGGCUCACAGGUUAAAGGUUAUGAUACAUUAACAACGCUUGUCGACUAAGCAUUUUACACUUGGGACUAGAAUCUCAUAACUUCCACCAUGAGAAAUAUGUGAAUUAGUGAGGAGAUUUACACCUUGAGCAUAGCCAUCACUUAUUCCACUUCUUUCCACAGCAAACGUCCUCCCAACAGCACCAAGUUCAGAAAUACCAACCAUGAAAAUACAUGAGAUUAUCAGCGACAAGUUGCCUCACCCAACCAUACUAAAAACUAGCACGUGCUCGGCUAGCAAAAUCUACCCAAACGUCACUUUGCUCGGAGGAAUUAAAUCCGGAAACUUUACAUCACUGGGAAAGACUAAAAACAUGCAGGAGUGCAUUGGAAAAACGUGCGAACUGGGGAGUGGUGAUUUAGCCUUCAUGCUGGGAAGCUACUGUUACUCAGUUACAUGCUCAAGUGGUAGAGUUUGUCAGACAAUUCCCGCUCAGCCUUCCAAGUUCUACCCCAGAAUAGCGUUCUUAAAGUGGGCGCCAAAAAUAAACGAAACAGGUAUCGCAGUGUUAAAUUUGUACUUACUCUUUUUCAGUGUUCAGUGCUAUACAACUGAGUUUCCACAGCAACCCAGGAUUUCUUUGUUUUGCUCUGUGAGUGGUCUUCCAAACUCGCAAUGUUUAAAACAAUCAAAUGCGAAACUCAGACAAAUCGUAACCUAGUCACUACCUAUAAUGGAAUAGAUAUCGAGUAGUUUAAACAAUCAGACCGACACAUUUUUGAUAACGCGCCGGUAGAUUUAUACCAACUGGUGCGUUCUUACUAGGAAAGAUGGGAGUUCUGAAAGCCUUAGCCAUUUCACUGAUAUAUUAUAUAAAAAUGAAGUGCUUUAGAGUGAGAGUACCGAAAAUGAUAUCAGCUUUAUCGCGUUCAUUCUCGACGAGAAGAUGCAUAAUACCAAAAUCGACACGACUUUGAAAUAUUUUUUGUACACUGGAAGCAUCCUGUGUGCAUGUUUACGAGUGCGAUACGAAUCAAAUUCUAGCCUUUUAGGCGGACUGAUGGAAAAAAGUAAGCCGUUUGACCCUUGUGGGGUAAAAAUUGACAACGGAUGGGAGGCUCUUAAUAACUCUGAAACUAAGUAAAUUAAUCGAUGCUGACUAUUCUAAGCGUUAUUCUAUCGCAGAAUUGCUCGAGGACGAAGGUGCUGACUAUACAGCCAUUCCUAAAUGUACUCGUAGCCACAUCUUGUACAACCACACUUUAUUAGGAGGUCUUAGAGCUGGAAACUUUACGCACAUAGCCGAAGUGGAUAGCAUCGAGACAUGCGCGGCUCUUUGUUGUGCUGAGCAGACAUGUGACCUGGCCUUGGUUUUAGGAGAAAACUGUUACGCUGGAGACUGCGCAAGUAAAGAGCUUUGUGUACCUGUACCAGUUCAUCCUACAGCCAAUAAAGGAUCGCAGAUUGCGUAUAUCACCUCGAGGAAAAAGGUCGAAGAACCAGGCACAGGUCAGUUAACUAAAAAGAAACUAAACCUUUGUCCUGAUUUUAAAAGGCUUUGUCUACGAUUUCAUUCUCGAUACAACUUUUUCUUGAUAGUUGCAUCGCGAUAGCGGCAUAUUCUCACUUAACGAUACACAAAUCCAAGCUGACCUCCUCGUGUAUUAUACCUCGUGUAUUAUAAAAAAAAGCACCUUACAUGAAACCCUUCCAGCAAGUGAUUUGCUACAAAGGCGUUAAUAACGAAACAAAAACUAAUCUGAGAAAUUUUGUUUGCAUAUCUUGAAGACUGGAGUUUGUGGUACAUCAUAGUUGGCUCUAUCGCUAUUGGUAUCGGCAUAACUGGAAUUAUGUGGACCCUCUGUACCUGUUGGCAUCGGUAAGUAAAUUGGCAGCAGUGACAUGUUACAAACUAAAUUCGUCAGGGAGGCGACAUUAAUACAAUAUUAACCCUUUACACCCUAACGUUAGUUUGCAUAUUUUCCACUCUCUCUCUAAACAUUUCCUAAGUGCGGCAAGGAGAAUUUAACCGUCAAGAGCUUUUAUGGAUAGUGAUAUUUUCUGCUAUUCUAGCAGAAUGUUCUUUAGAUAGUUAUCUUAUCAAAGUUUAUCUUCCUGCGUUAAAUACAUCUGCAAUUUCCCUCAGAAUCCUUUUCAUGUUUUUCACUUCCAUUGUCAUGAAGAGUCAUUUCCGUUCUCAAAGUUUUUAUUUGUAACAACUUAUGUGUCUUUGGUUUAGUGGAAGACGACUGCGAUCGAAAGACGAACCAAGUGACAGAUUUACCAUGAUGAACGAAUGCGGUGAUUCACCUCAAGGACUAGAAAUGUUACCACAGGGCUGGAAUCUACAAAAGUUUGGCCAACAAUACAAUAACUUCGGUAAAUAACGAGAGUGGUACUUUUCUUUCUUUAACUUUGGCGUGUAGACAGGACCUAGAUUCUUCAAUCGCAACAUUUUAUUGCGAGAACAAUAUAUUUUUGCUUUGAGAAGCAAAUUUAUUAAAGUUUAGAAAAAAAAAAAAAAUAUAUAUAUAUAUAUAUAUAUAUAUAUAUAUAUAUAUAAAAGAAUGAUAAGCUAUGAACAUUUUUCAUUCGAAAGAAGGCUUUUUAAAGUCUGUAUAUGAAUCUCUAGUCAGCAACUUUGGAGCCUGAGGAGCAGAAAGGGGUGCACUCCCAUCCCCAGUUCUUUCUUGUUCUAGACGAAGAGCAUCAGGCACGAUGUUGAACACUGAUUUAUUGCAUAUAAUCAGUCUGCUUCUUUACUUUCUCCCGUACUGAAAGAUGAUGAAGAUUUUCUUCUCUUUCCAGGGGAUCCCAAGUGCAUAAAAAAUGGCCCGAUGUUUUUGAGCGAUAGUGAAAGUGAUUCAGAUGAGGACACAGAGGUGCCUCGCCGGAACAGAAUUCCGUCCCUUAAAGAAGCGCAGUCUAUUAAGAAAUCCCUCAGUUAUAACGGCCCUCCGCCACCAUGCUCUGUGGAAAGAUUUAACGGACCCAGUGUCAUAAGCUUGGAUUCCAAGUCGAGACGAGCAAUGCAGAACUUAUAACGUGUGAAAGGCAAAGCAUUAUAACAGAGAUCUAUUUCUCUUUAAUUUAGCAUGGUCGGCAUGGUUAGAAGUAAACUUUUUCAUAAAAGAACAAAAAGAAAAGAAAACAAAAAAAAGCAUCUUCUAGGGAGCUGAUCGAAGAGGUAUCGAAGAGUUUCAUUAAAUGUACAAGGCCGCCUGAAUCAUUCUUAGCAAACAUCGCAUCCUUAAUAAUAUGACAGGAAUAUUUAUUGUUUGUCUCUGUCGUAAAAUGCCUUUAAAAUGCAGGUCCGUUAUUUUAGAAGGAGACUAUAAGCUUAACUCAUUUACCGCUAUCGUAGAUUUCUCCAAUGUUCAAAUGAGAAAAUGUAAAAGGAGUUUUCUAGGUUCUGCAUGUACUUAGGCACUUGUAAUGGUUAGAUCUUAGCGCAGUCACCUAGUAAGAUCUCAUAUGUUGAUUUCUCAUGCCUCAGUUGUGAUUGAGGGGAAAAGACUUUCGCUGAAGGAUGUCACUUAGUUGCUUUCUGCGCAUUUUUUUAGAUUUUGUAAGCUGUGUUUAGAUCUCAGUGGUGUAAAUAGGAAAUUUUAGACAGUAGGAGGAGAGAGACUGACAAAACCGAGAAGCCCUUGGCAUUGUAUUUAUAAUUUGUAAUUAACCAUGUAAAAC
Pocillopora meandrina is the source of this 12726-nucleotide messenger RNA. The record is from the annotation of a GenBank genome assembly. NCBI's taxonomy places the organism in Eukaryota, Metazoa, Cnidaria, Anthozoa, Scleractinia, Pocilloporidae.